Penicillium coprophilum is the source of this 759-nucleotide messenger RNA. RefSeq lists its product as uncharacterized. The record is from RefSeq and is a predicted model, not a curated record. The transcript has a single exon. The coding region runs from base 1 to 759 and encodes 252 amino acids. NCBI's taxonomy places the organism in Eukaryota, Fungi, Ascomycota, Eurotiomycetes, Eurotiales, Aspergillaceae.
AUGGGAAAUAACACUUCUCAGGAGUCUCGAGAUCGCCAGCGUCGCCCUGGCGGAGAUAAAGGGCUACCGAUGAAUAUAUCAGGCCCAUCAGGUGGGCUCCAGAUGAUUCCGACUCCCCAUAGGGAUGGAACUGGCCGACCGGUCAUUCCCCGAUCCUUUGAGAUCAAUCGUGAUCAGCUCCUUCUUGCUUUCCAAUACAUGGCGGAUUAUCUCCAUGGACAGGGUGCCAAUUUGACCAUUUAUGUGGCCGGAGGCGCAGUCAACACCGUCUACCUUCGUUCUCGACACAGUACUGGUGAUGUCGACUUUUUUGGUUCAAACGAGCAGAGUCGUCUUCUGAAAGACGCAUCCAAAUAUGCUCAACAGCAUUCCAAAUCCCAACUCGGCGCAAACUGGUUCAACAACUCCAUGUCGUUGUUUUUGGGCCGCGCCAUGGAGCAGGACCUCAUGGGAGCAUCGCAUCUCCAGAAUGCAGUCCUCUUCAGCAAGUCCGGGCUCACGGUUUAUGCCGUCCUCUGGGAAUACGCACUGUGCGGCAAGACAGAUCGGCUGACGAAACCAAAUAAACGUCCGUAUGAUACCGCAGACGCCGUGGCUUAUCUUCAUCAAUGCGUGAAGGCAAACGGCGAGCAUGCAAUCCAAGCCCAGCAGAUUGAGACAUGGGCGCGAAAUUACAACAAGGCGGUUUCAGCCACAGUACUAAUGGAGAUUGACACCUUGUACAAGAGCAAAUAUGGUAAGCACGGUAUAUUGUUUUGA